Messenger RNA from Solanum lycopersicum (tomato), 2150 nucleotides. Its product is annotated as ferredoxin--nitrite reductase, chloroplastic. Gene Ontology annotation, molecular function: iron-sulfur cluster binding; heme binding; oxidoreductase activity. The record is from RefSeq and is a predicted model, not a curated record. NCBI's taxonomy places the organism in Eukaryota, Viridiplantae, Streptophyta, Magnoliopsida, Solanales, Solanaceae.
CCCCCCUACCCCACUUCACGACUACAAAAAUGGUCUUAUUCUUCCAUUUUCAUCACCACCGGCACGAUCACCGCUACCUCAAUCGACUAAAUUCUCAAUUUUAAGUUGGUUUUGUAACUUAGUUGUUCUUUUUAAUUUGUCGAAAUGACUUCUUUUUCUGUUAAAUUUUCAGCUACUUCACUUCCAAAUUCUAAUAGAUUUUCCAAACUUCAUGCUACUCCACCGCAGACGGUGGCGGUACCGUCGUACGGGGCGGCGGAGAUAGCUGCUGAAAGACUAGAGCCUAGAGUUGAGCAAAGAGAUGGGUAUUGGGUAGUUAAGGAUAAGUUCAGACAAGGCAUAAAUCCAGCUGAAAAGGCGAAGAUUGAAAAGGAACCAAUGAAACUAUUCACUGAAAAUGGUAUCGAAGAUCUUGCUAAGAUCUCGCUUGAAGAGAUCGAGAAAUCAAAGCUAACUAAAGAAGAUAUUGAUAUUCGCCUCAAGUGGCUUGGACUCUUCCAUCGGAGAAAACACCACUAUGGUCGAUUCAUGAUGCGAUUGAAGCUUCCAAAUGGAGUAACGACGAGUGAUCAAACUCGAUAUUUAGGUAGUGUGAUUAGGAAAUAUGGGAAAGAUGGAUGUGGUGAUGUGACUACAAGGCAAAAUUGGCAGAUUCGUGGGGUUGUGUUACCUGAUGUGCCUGAGAUUCUAAAGGGGCUUGAUGAAGUUGGCUUGACUAGUCUGCAGAGUGGCAUGGAUAAUGUUCGAAAUCCGGUGGGGAAUCCUCUCGCAGGGAUUGAUCUUCAUGAAAUUGUAGACACAAGGCCUUACACUAAUUUGCUGUCCCAAUAUGUCACCGCCAAUUUUCGUGGCAAUGUGGAUGUGACUAACUUGCCAAGGAAGUGGAAUGUAUGUGUAAUAGGGUCACAUGAUCUUUAUGAGCAUCCGCAUAUCAAUGAUCUUGCGUAUAUGCCUGCAACCAAAGAUGGACGAUUUGGAUUCAACCUGCUUGUGGGUGGAUUCUUCAGUCCGAAGCGAUGUGCAGAGGCAAUUCCUCUUGAUGCAUGGGUUCCAGCUGAUGAUGUAGUCCCUGUUUGCAAAGCUAUAUUAGAAGCUUAUAGAGAUCUUGGUACCCGAGGGAACAGGCAGAAAACAAGAAUGAUGUGGUUAAUUGACGAACUGGGUGUUGAAGGAUUCAGGGCAGAAGUUGUGAAGAGAAUGCCCCAAAAGAAGCUAGAUAGAGAAUCUUCAGAGGAUUUGGUCCUGAAACAAUGGGAAAGGAGAGAGUACCUUGGCGUGCAUCCGCAGAAACAGGAAGGAUACAGCUUUGUUGGUCUUCACAUUCCGGUUGGUCGUGUCCAAGCAGAUGACAUGGACGAGCUAGCUCGUUUGGCUGAUGAGUAUGGUUCAGGAGAACUCCGGUUGACUGUUGAACAGAACAUCAUUAUUCCCAACAUCGAGAACUCAAAGAUCGAUGCAUUACUCAAUGAGCCUCUCCUAAAGAACAGAUUUUCACCUGAUCCACCUAUUCUCAUGAGAAAUUUGGUGGCUUGUACUGGUAACCAAUUCUGUGGGCAAGCAAUAAUCGAGACUAAAGCACGUUCAAUGAAGAUAACCGAGGAGGUUCAACGUCUAGUCUCUGUGACACAGCCAGUGAGGAUGCACUGGACAGGUUGCCCAAAUACAUGUGGACAAGUUCAAGUUGCCGAUAUCGGAUUCAUGGGAUGCCUGACUAGAAAGGAAGGCAAAACUGUUGAAGGUGCUGAUGUUUUCUUGGGUGGCAGAAUAGGGAGCGACUCGCAUUUAGGAGAAGUUUAUAAGAAGUCUGUACCAUGUGAGGAUUUGGUACCAAUAAUCGUCGACUUACUAAUUAACAACUUUGGUGCUGUUCCAAGAGAAAGAGAAGAAACAGAGGAGUAAUCUAAAAUCUUCAGAAUGUACUUUUUAUGAUAUUGAAAUAUUUCCAAGGUACAGCAUUGUAAGUUAGUAAAAUAAUCACAACAUGAGAUGUUGUUAACAUGUUCAUGUGUGACAUAGCAUGAUGCAAAUACUUGAACUUGUUUCAAAAUAUAAUCACAUUGUGUAUUCUUUUGGAAAUACUCAUCCAAACUAAAAGGCUUUUGAAUUGUUGAAUUCCUAAUAAUACAUUUUUUAAAAUGUAAUUUGAUAUU